Rhagoletis zephyria (snowberry fruit fly) is the source of this 1749-nucleotide messenger RNA. Its product is annotated as serine protease Hayan-like. The record is from RefSeq and is a predicted model, not a curated record. NCBI's taxonomy places the organism in Eukaryota, Metazoa, Arthropoda, Insecta, Diptera, Tephritidae. Gene Ontology annotation, molecular function: serine-type endopeptidase activity. Gene Ontology annotation, biological process: proteolysis.
UUUGCUUGUCAUUAGGAAAGCGUUAUUCAAUUUUUAGUCGAUUUCUGUACGCACAGCGAGCAGGCAAUGUGCGUCAACAUAGUAAUUGCCUCACUGGCCAUCGCUGUGACCCUAUGCCUAGUGGAGGCACAAAAACUCUACACACCCGCUCAACUGCAGCAGCAACAACGCAACGAUGAUUUCGAGCAGCCUCCGAAGCGUGUCCCAGAAUUCGAACUGGAAGUGAGACUAAAUACAAUGCCUAUAAAUUCUGAAGAUCGACAACCAAUUGUGUUGGUCAAUUUGAAUCGUGUUGAGCAUGAAGAUAGAAUAAUAUUCACAAGCCAAGAAGAAGAACAGCAGAAUGAAAAUCUUAGACAAGAGUUCAAUGAACGUGAACGUGUGCGCGACAACAAUCGAGAGUUUGUUAACAUGCCCGAGCGUGUAAUUGAAUUCAAUCAAGAACGUGAACCAUAUCGUAGAGACCAAGAGAGAGGUCCGCCACCCAGGCAAGAAUUCAUAGCUGACAUAGAAAGCAGACCCGAUCGCAAUAGCGGAUUCAACCGCGCCCCAGAUCGCGACAACGAUCGAGAGUUUGUUAGCGAAUCCGAGCGUGUAAGGGAAUUCCAUAGGGAGCAAGAACGUGAACCUUAUCGUAGCGACCAAGAGAAAGAUGCCUCUACUAGGGAAGAAUUCAGUGCAAAGCCCGAAAGGAAACCUGAUCGCAACAGCGGGUUUAAUCGCGCCACAGAACAGAGUGUUCAUCGCAAUAAUAUAUUUAAGCAAGAAGUUGACGUAGAGCGGAAACCGCAACGCAUUAUUCCACAAGGGCAAGAAGAGAAAAGUCAUCGCCUCUGUGAAAGAAAAUAUAAUGAAUAUAUUGCACGCAUCUUUCGCAAUGAUGAGGAAAUAACAGCAGAUGCAAAUGAUUCAGAAUUUGAUGGUCGUGUAUUGGCAUCACCUGGAGAAUACCCGCACAUGACAGCGCUGGGCUUUGAGAGAGAAGACAAAACAUAUGAUUACAAAUGCGGAGGCAGUUUGAUAAGCGAAAAUUUCGUUAUUACAGCGGCACACUGUACCAAUAUAACGGGGGAAGUACCUACAAUAGCACGAAUUGGUGAUAUAAAUCUUAUGGUAGAUGAAAAACAUUUGGCGCCGCAAAUAUUUCCCAUACGAAGAAUAUACACACAUCCACAAUAUGACGGUGUUACUAAUUACAAUGACAUAGCGUUGUUGCAGCUGAAUACGAGCGUUGAAUUUACUGAGUUUGUUCGCCCAAUAAAACUUUGGACACAACCUAAAUUACCCCUCAUUACCGCCUUUGCCAUGGGCUAUGGCGCCACCUCAUUUGCGCGUGCGCCAACUCAACAACUCACCGACUUCAAUAUGACUCUUAUAGCGAAUGAUGAAUGCAAUCAGCUUUUGCCACAAUUGGAUGAGGUGCCGCGUGGCAUAAUUUCAAGUCAAAUUUGUGCUGAAGAUUUUGUAAUGCAUCGCGAUACUUGUCAGGGUGAUUCCGGCGGCCCGUUGCAGUACAACAUUAGAGGUAAACGACGCAGAAAUCGAGUGCAUUAUCACUUAAUUGGCACCACCUCGUUUGGGCUACUAUGCCGCAGUCCAAAUCCGGGUGUUUAUACGCGCAUAUUUUCCUACCUUGAUUGGAUUGAGCGCACGGUCUGGAAUUCGUCUUAAAGCUCAAUGGGUUUAGACAUAGUUUACGUAACUUAACUUAAUUUAAUAUUUUGGCCAACCUGUUAUAUGUGAAAAUGU